GUGUUGGCUGCAGAAGUGGCAGAAAGAUUUGCUUUCUAUGGUUUACUGUGUAAUAUGGCCUUAUUUCUAAACUCAGAUCCUUUGUUAUGGGCUUCAUAUAAUGCCAUCAACGCUAUCCUAAUAUUUACCGGUGUUUCAUAUUUCAUGACAUUAUUAGGAGGAUGGUUGGCUGAUUCAUGUCUUGGAAAAUACAAAACCGUGAUUCUUUUCUUUCUGUUUUAUGUUGGUGGAUACAGCAUGUGGCCAUCUUUGCAUAAUUCUAAAUUGAAUUCGGAUUGUAAAUCUCGAUCUGAGGCACCGUCCUGGUGCUCUUCCAUUGCACAUAAUGGGUCUUACGAUAAUUCCACUAUAUAUGAUAUUUCCUAUGACAGAGUGUCUCUAAGCGAAGAGAGGUGUUCUUGGGCUGUGUUUUUAUCAUUGACUAUAAUUGCUAUUGGCUAUGGAGGUGUGAGAGUGAACAUUGUUCCAUUUGGAGCUCUGCAAGUAGAAGAUCAGGGAAGUCAUUCGUUGAGGGUGUACUUUAACUGGUUGUAUUGGUGCAUCAAUGUUGGCUCGUUCCUGGCCUACCUGGUGCUCGGUUACGUGCAACAGAACAUCAGCUACUUCUAUGGCUACCUUGUGCCACUCUGUUCUCUCCUACUUGCGUGGAUCAUAUUUGCAUCUGGUGGGCUUUUCUUAUAUGUGAGAAAGAAGGAAGCUGGUAGUAGUCCAUUGACAGACGUCAUCAAGGUUCUUAUUUCUUCCAUCAAAUAUUCUUGUAGGAAAGCUCACGUGCUGGAAAAUGAGGAGUUCGUUUCUAAUUUUUUUUAUCCGUCCUCGUCAUCUACAUCAUGUCUUGACCGAGCCAGUUUCUCAAAUGGUGGAGAUCGUCCCGAACAACAUGUUCACGAUACUAAAAUGUUCUGCAAGAUUUUGGUCGUCCUUUUGAGUAUGAUUCCUUACUGGACAAUAUAUUAUCAGAUGCAGACGACUUUUUUUGUGCAAGGCUUGCACAUGAAAUUAGAUUUCAAUGCAACCAACAUGACUCUUCCUGCCACUUGGCUCUCGCUAUUCAACAUAGUAUUUAUAAUCUUACUGGUACCACUACUCGAUCGAGUCAUCUAUCCAUUCUUUGACUCGAGACAAAUCAGCCCAACACUCAGAUUGAGGAUCUUGACUGGAAUGUUCUUUAGCAUGAUAGCAAUGAUUGUUGCUGGAAUUGUUGAGAGAAUAAGACUCGAGAUUUACUGGGGAUCGGACAACAUCGGAUAUCCUCACAUUCAGAUCAUUGCUUGUACAACAUAUUAUGCGGCAAAUAUGUCAAUCUUCUGGCAAGUUCCUCAAUAUUUGUUACUGGCACUUAGUGAAGUCUUUUCAAGCAUUGCAGGUUUAGAAAUGUCUUACAUAUAUGCCCCCCGCUCCAUACAGUCCAUGAUCAUGGGCAUGUUUUACUGGAGCCAGGGAAUCGGAGCCAUUUUGGGGUUCGUAGUUGUCAUGGCCACAGAGGGAUCAUGGUUUCCGAGUCUCGAUGACCAUCCAGACAAAAUGGAAAACAAUUGUCAUCUUGAUUAUUAUUUCUUCACACUGGCAGGCAUCCAAGUUGUUGGAGCCUUGCUAUUUUGUUUGGUAUCUUGGAGCAUGGAU
Helobdella robusta is the source of this 1623-nucleotide messenger RNA. RefSeq lists its product as hypothetical. The annotation marks the transcript as partial. The record is from RefSeq and is a predicted model, not a curated record. Gene Ontology annotation, molecular function: transmembrane transporter activity. NCBI's taxonomy places the organism in Eukaryota, Metazoa, Annelida, Clitellata, Rhynchobdellida, Glossiphoniidae. The transcript is spliced from 9 exons. Gene Ontology annotation, biological process: transmembrane transport; oligopeptide transport. Gene Ontology annotation, cellular component: membrane.